This is a messenger RNA of Solenopsis invicta (red fire ant), 1496 nucleotides long. RefSeq names its product myeloid leukemia factor (gene Mlf). The record is from RefSeq and is a predicted model, not a curated record. The transcript has 7 exons. Gene Ontology annotation, biological process: regulation of DNA-templated transcription. Gene Ontology annotation, cellular component: nucleus; cytoplasm. Bases 178 to 957 code for a protein of 259 amino acids. NCBI's taxonomy places the organism in Eukaryota, Metazoa, Arthropoda, Insecta, Hymenoptera, Formicidae.
UAGCAUCUUGUCAUUGUGUUACGCGGAUCAGUUCUAGAAAGUUCCACGAGAGCGUAAUAGGCGCUUGCGAUUACCUGGCCGUUUUCGUGUGUGACGCGUAGUGUUGAAAAUCUACUUUCUAUCGAUCGUAUAGGUAAAUUUUUCGCAUCUUCGAACAUCCUAAAGCAUCCCGCAAAAAUGUCGUUGUUUGGAUCGUUCAUGGGCGAUGAUGAUAUCUUCAACAUCUUUGGAUCAUCCAUGCAUAAUACUAUGAGGCAAAUGAACACCAUGAUGAACUCCAUGUUCACUGAUCCGUUUGAUAUGAUGAGACCAAAUGCUCUUAUGCCUCAUUAUGGUAGAGGACUUCACAAUGAUAUGCCAGUUUCCCUGUUUGAUCCUCAUUUUGGCAGAUUUGAUUUUAACAACAUGACAAGUAAUGGAAACAUGGGUCAUUCAUUCAUGAGCCAAUCUGUGAUGACCAUGUCUAGUGGUCCCGAUGGUCGGCCACAAGUUUAUCAGGAAACCAUGUCUACAAGAACGGCACCUGGUGGCAUAAAGGAAACUAAACAGACAGUAAGCGAUUCUCGUACUGGAACCAGGAAAAUGGCUAUUGGUCAUCAUAUUGGUGAAAGAGCACAUAUCCUUGAAAGAGAGCGAAAUUUGCAUAAUGGCGAUGAAGAAGAACGACAGGAAUUUAUUAAUCUUGAUGAAGAAGAAGCAGAGAGUUUCAAUCGCGAAUGGGAAACACGUACUCGUCGUGUUCCUGCUGCAAUUGAUGGUGCAAGGUCAGGUGCAAGUAACGUGAGAGUUAAUCCGGAACGAAGGCAAUUAGCUUUACCAUCUACCACAGAUAUACCAGCAAGUCGACAUUCUAAUAGAAGUACAAGAUUCAGGGUACCUUCCUCUAGACGUGCUAUAAGGUCCUUAAAUCAUUUAAAAAGUACAUCUCCUUCUUCAAGGUCCAGCCGCAAAUAUUAAUAAAUUAAAAGCAUAGUAUACACCAGUGACGCUUAUGCAACCUACAAAUCUCCAGAACCCGCAGCAGCGUCUUCGAGAACCGAAACAUUACCGACAUCAUCGCUGUCUACGCCAGGAUCACGAAAACGCGAACAUAAGCCGGAUAGACAAGUUAGUAAUAAGCGUCACGCUGUUCCCGCUAGUGACAACUAGAAUCUCAAACUACUCUAUCCGUAACAUACUUUACUCUAUCCCUAUUACGCGAAACCUCAUAUAACGAGGCUUAUCUUGAACAGACUAGAAAUCUAUUUUCUUUCAUAAUCGUUCAUAAAUGUUCUAAGAAAAUUGUACGAUUAUUUUUUCUAAAAAUUGUUAUCUCACACUUCGCUCACAAGAAGUAUUAUUAUUUUAAUACAACUAUUUAAACCGAGUGUACGGUAAAGCUCAGUAAUGUUCUUUCUUUUCUUUUGUACAUGAAUAAUUUAUUCAAAUAUUAUAUCUGUAGAUUAAUCUCAGUUAUAUAUGUUGAAAUUAUUAAAGAAAUAAACUUUUAAAAUAUA